Molecule: messenger RNA, 475 nt
Organism: Oppiella nova
Lineage: Eukaryota; Metazoa; Arthropoda; Arachnida; Sarcoptiformes; Oppiidae
Source: the annotation of a GenBank genome assembly
GUUAAUGGCCAACAAUGGGCCCCAUUUCCUACCUUUUAGAGAUGCGGCGUUUGGUCCAUGCAAUUAUCACUUGUAUAUAAUUGACUGCUUUAAAGCCAUUUCUAAAGCUAUGAAACACAAGUUUUUAGACUUCACUCACUUUAAUAUUGAAGAGUACCAGUACUUUGAGAAAGUGGAGAACGGAGACCUCAAUUGGAUAGUUCCCAACAAAUUCAUAGCAUUUUGUGGUCCGCACUCGAAGUCUGUGGUCGAGAACGGCUAUGCAUUGCAUUCUCCCGAAUCUUACUUCACUUACUUUCGCAAACAUAAUGUGACAACAAUUAUAAGACUCAAUAAAAAGCUUUACGACGCGAACCGAUUCAUCGACAAUGGCUUCGAUCACAGGGACCUCUUCUUCAUCGACGGAAGUACUCCAAGCGAUGCCAUUAUGAGAGAGUUUCUCGAAAUCUGUGAAAAUACUAACGGAGCCGUUGCC